AUGCCUCUCCAAGUCCACCGUAUAACCUCCCCCACCGACUUUGAAAACUUCGUCGGCAUACAGAUUGCUGCCUUCGCCAAUGGCGGUGGUAUCACAUCCCUGCUCACACCCAACCCCAUCACAGACGAGUACAUUCAAGAGUUCACUGGCAAGCACAUCAAGUCGUGGCGCGAAGAGCCAGAUGUUGUUUACCUAAAAGUCAUUGACACCGAUCUCAAUGGAAAGAUGAUUGCAGGCGCCAAGUGGCGCAUCAACGAACAGGAGCGAAGUGAAGAAGAAGCGAAGAAGAUGUACCCAGUACCCGAUGAAAAAGACAAGGGAAGACAGGGCUUGUUAGACUUCAUGGCUUUUCUUAGUCGAGUGAGAAAAGAGUACAUGGGAACGAAGCCUUUUUACUUCCUGCACAUCCUCGUAACGCACCCAGAUCAUCACCGUAGAGGCGCAGGGGCUAUGCUACUUGAGUGGGGUACCAAACAAGCGGACCGCGCAAGACUGCCUGCCUUCUUGGAGUCGUCACCAAUGGGUAAACCUUUGUAUGAGAGAAUGGGAUUUCGAGUCAAGGAGGUGGUAACGUGGGAUUUGGCAAAAUACGGGUUAGAGGGUACAGAUUUCAGCACAGUGAUGCUUCGGGACCCCAUUCUGUAG
Alternaria atra is the source of this 645-nucleotide messenger RNA. RefSeq lists its product as uncharacterized. The record is from RefSeq and is a predicted model, not a curated record. Lineage: Eukaryota; Fungi; Ascomycota; Dothideomycetes; Pleosporales; Pleosporaceae. The coding region runs from base 1 to 645 and encodes 214 amino acids. The transcript has 3 exons. Gene Ontology annotation, molecular function: acyltransferase activity, transferring groups other than amino-acyl groups.